AUGAUAGUAGCUGUUUCUUUAGCAGCUCAAACAGAACUUAAAGUCAGAGAUCCAAGCAGAAUAGUGGCUAUAGUUCCUUAAGUAAAGGUUGAUAUUUUCUAGAGAAUGAUCAACUGGUAUCAAAACAUCUGGUUCUUCAUGAUGAGAUCAAUCUAUGACCUCUAUUGCUUUUAAAUUGGCUGGACCUAUGUCAUCCUUUUCAACGACGGAGGAGCUAACUUCUACAAAUGCUACUAUUCAGUCCCCUAUAGAAUUGACUGGCUUACACUAUUCAUUGCCUCAUUAAUAGUAGGCAUUUUAGAUCAAGUGAUUGGAUAACCUGAUUUAUAAAGAAUAACUGGGAUGGAUGUAGGAAAUUAGAAAAUUCAUUAGAGUGAAAGAAUUUCCAUUAACGUUAGAAUCCAAACAUUCAUAGAGAGAUUGACCACCAUCAUUGAAUAGGAAGACAUUGAGAAUUCCUUUAUUGAAGCAGUAGGAGACUGUCAUAAAUCCAAUCAGUAAAUCUUAGGUAUUCGUAAGCCAUCCAUAAAAAUUGAACUUCUUGUAAAACAACUUGAAUUCCUUAUUAUUUGCUACCUAAAUACUUGCUUAUGUUUAAACUAAGAGAGUUGA
Molecule: messenger RNA, 612 nt
Organism: Stylonychia lemnae
Lineage: Eukaryota; Ciliophora; Spirotrichea; Sporadotrichida; Oxytrichidae
Source: the annotation of a GenBank genome assembly